Messenger RNA from Galeopterus variegatus (Sunda flying lemur), 2313 nucleotides. It is a transcript of the gene HEYL, whose product is annotated as hes-related family bHLH transcription factor with YRPW motif-like. Gene Ontology annotation, molecular function: protein dimerization activity; RNA polymerase II cis-regulatory region sequence-specific DNA binding; DNA-binding transcription factor activity, RNA polymerase II-specific. Gene Ontology annotation, cellular component: nucleus. NCBI's taxonomy places the organism in Eukaryota, Metazoa, Chordata, Mammalia, Dermoptera, Cynocephalidae. Bases 5 to 976 code for a protein of 323 amino acids. The transcript has 5 exons. The record is from RefSeq and is a predicted model, not a curated record. Gene Ontology annotation, biological process: anterior/posterior pattern specification; circulatory system development; Notch signaling pathway.
CGCCAUGAAGCGGCCCAGGCAGCCCAGCGGCUCCGACGGAGAGCCGGAGGGACCCAUCGACGUGGGCCACGAGGGCGAGCUGAGCCAGAUGGCCAGGCCGCUGUCCUCCCCCAGCCCCUCGCAGAUGCAAGCCAGGAAGAAACGCAGAGGGAUCAUAGAGAAAAGGCGCCGAGACCGCAUCAACAGCAGCCUUUCUGAAUUGCGGCGCUUGGUCCCCACUGCCUUUGAGAAACAGGGCUCUUCCAAGCUGGAGAAAGCCGAGGUCUUGCAGAUGACGGUGGAUCACUUGAAAAUGCUCCAUGCCACUGGUGGGACAGGAUUCUUUGAUGCCCGAGCCCUGGCAGUCGACUUCCGGAGCAUUGGUUUUCGGGAGUGCCUCACUGAAGUCAUCAGGUACCUGGGGGUCCUGGAAGGGCCCAGCAGCCGUGCGGAUCCUGUCCGGAUUCGCCUUCUCUCCCACCUCAACAGCUACGCAGCUGAGAUGGAGCCUUCGCCUAUGCCUGCCAGCCCCCUGGCUUUCCCUGCCUGGCCCUGGUCCUUCUUCCAUAGCUGUCCAGGGCUGCCGGCCCUGAACAACCAGCUCUCCAUCCUGGGAAGAGUGCCCGGCCCUGUCCUCCCCAGCGCCUCCUCUCCUACUUACCCCAUCCCGGCCCUCCACAGAGCCCCUGGCCCCAUCCUGCCGGGCAGGAGGAAUUUGUUGCCAAUUCGAGGGGCAUCGUCCAUCCGGAGGACCCGCCCCCUGGAGAGGCCAGCUGCCCCUAUACCCAUGGCUCCCAGCAGCAGGGCUGCCAGAAGCAGCCACCUCGCUCCCCUCCUGCGGUCUUCCUCUCCCACACUCCCUGGUGCUGCGGGGUCCCCUGCUUACGUGGCUGUUCCCGCCCCCAGCCCAUCUCCCCCAGGGCUUGCUGGGAGGCCAGCAGGAGCCAUGCUCUACCACUCUUGGGUCUCCGAAAUCACUGAAAUCGGGGCUUUCUGAGCUGGCUCCCACAUGCCUCACCCCACCCCUCAACCCGCAGGAGUAGGAUGGUUCUUUUUCCAAGAGCUCUAAACAUGGCACCGCUUUUUCUGCUUUGCUUCCUGGACCGGCUCCUACAUGAAGGCACCUUGUUCACACAUCAGAGGCCCUCUCCUCCUUCAGCCCACCUCUGCUCCUCACUGCUCGUCCCUGCGUAUUCACCCAGCUCUCCUGCAGCUGUUCUGAUCACAGAGGCUUGGUCCUAUUGCCCACCUGCACAGAUGAAUCCUGGGACAGCCCCUAAGAGCUGUGCCCAGACCCCUCUCCUGCCCAGUACACACGGGGCAGCAGGCAUGAACCUUGGGCCUGGGAAUGAAGCUUUACCCAAAAGGGUGCCAGGACCAUGGCCCGAGGCAGGCUGCUUCCGUAGAGAGGUUAGACCCCAGUGAGGAGCAGUGUCUGACUUCCCAGGCCAAGGGGCUGCAACACAGCGUCUGCCUCACUUCUUGGAGAUGGUAACUGGGCAGGGGCCACAAAGAGGCCCCCUGGGAACCCCGUCUACCCCUGCCUACCUGCCUCUGGGCCACUCCAUCAACAGGACAGAACUGUUCUCCAUGACUGCCAAGGCCUGGAGAUGGGGGGCUAAGUAGGCCCUGCUCUCACCCUCCCCCCCAGCUGCAGACACUGUCCUCCAGCUGACUAAUAGUUCUCUGCACACAGUUGGCCUGACAAGCCCAGCUGGAAGGUUUCUGGGCAGCAGCAAAACUCUGACAGGGUGUCCUCCACACCAGGCCUCGGACAGCUCUCCCAGACAGGAGCCAGGCUUGAAUGACAGAGAACUGGCUCCCUGCCUCUGACGGUCACCAUCCUCUCAGCGUGCGGUCCUUCCCUGUUGGGUGCACAGUGUAGAGGGGCGAUGCCCCACGUGACGGCACCCAGAGAGGAAUCCUCUUGGGAUUCAGCACCAGACGUCUGUGCUGCCUGGUUUGCAUCCGGCUCACAGAGCCCAGACUACUGGAACAGCCAAGAGCUGUCAGGCUGGACAAAAAUAACUGCGACGAGGGGCAAGAGGAAGGACACUCAGGGGCAGCUUGGCCCUUCAAGGUCACGCAGUGGGUCAAGAGCCUGAGAUCCUGCUCACCCAGGAUUCCACACAGCUGGCUCUGCUCAGAGGCCAUUUCAUUACCCAGCUCCACCCCAGGCCACUUUCCCCCAGCAGAGAGAACAAAUGGCCCAGUGACCUCAUUCCCAGUGGAACAGCAGGGACUGGACUGACAAUCAGCAGGACCAGUGUUGCCAUACCAGUUGAUGAAAUGUAGACACACUUCUGUGCUCAUCAGUAAAUGUUUGUUACCCCC